Mugil cephalus (flathead mullet) is the source of this 2886-nucleotide messenger RNA. RefSeq lists its product as uncharacterized. Gene Ontology annotation, molecular function: metalloendopeptidase activity. The record is from RefSeq and is a predicted model, not a curated record. The transcript is spliced from 22 exons. Gene Ontology annotation, biological process: proteolysis. The coding region runs from base 85 to 2541 and encodes 818 amino acids. Lineage: Eukaryota; Metazoa; Chordata; Actinopteri; Mugiliformes; Mugilidae. Gene Ontology annotation, cellular component: plasma membrane.
AAAAAAAAGACGAAGACGAGUUUAUUGUAAAGAACGAUACUUGGAAUACAACGGUGACAUAGUCGGGAGACUUAAACGAGGAUCAUGGUCAGAAGACACAUCCUAAUCGCUGUGCUCUUGCAGUGUUUUGUUUCUGUGGUCGACAACAAAGACCUAUUCAGUGGGCACACAUCAAAACCCUCCAAGUACUCCAUUGUAAAUCCUCAAGUGGUUCACAGAUGGACGAGGAGCAUCAACAGACCGGCACAAUCAAAAGAAGAAAAUGGAGAUGAGACAGUUUCAUAUGCACUUAAUAUUAACAACAAAAGGCACAUUCUUCACCUAAAAAAGAACAGGGACUUCUUGCACCCUAAAUUUGUCCAGUAUUCACGUGGUGCCGCUGGCGAAUACAACUCGUCAUAUUCAAGACAACACGUGCAUUGCUAUUAUCACGGAGACGUGGAAGGAUAUGAGAACUCUGCGGUAGCGCUUAGCACAUGCUCUGGCCUCAGGGGUGUGAUCCUCCUUGGAAAUGAAACCUUUGGACUUGAGCCUGUGCCACAGUCUUCCACCAAUGACCAUCUUCUGUACCUACUGAAGGACGUUCAGUCGGGGCCCGUCACCUGCGGGGUCGUCAGUGAGGCGGCGGCAGCGCCGAGCCAUGAGCCGUUUGACCCCGGACACUCGCUGACUUCUCUCCUGCGGAGGAAGCGCAACCUACCACAAACGAGUUAUGUGGAGCUGGUGAUGGUUGUUGAUAAUCUCAGGUAUAGAUUUAGGAAAGAAAAUGAAACGGCGGUAAGAGAGGAGAUGGUGGAAAUGGCCAAUCUACUGGAUAUGUACUACAAGCAGCUGAAUAUCCGGAUUGUGCUUGUGGGCCUGGACAUUUUUACGAAUAGUAACCCUUUCGAUGUGGAAGGGUCGGCGGGAGAGGUGUUGGGGAGGUUCGUCAAGUGGAGGAAAGAUUCCCUGUUACCCAGAAUCAGACAUGACGUCGGUCAGCUCAUUGUGGGUCGAUCCGGUCCAUACCCAGGAGGUGUGUUAGGCAUGGCCUUUGUGGGGACGGUCUGCUCGGAAGCGACUUCUGGAGGACUCAACGUGUUCAGUGACAACAGCCUGAAUUAUGUUUCCACUGUCGUGGCCCAUGAGAUGGGCCAUAACCUGGGCAUGAACCACGACAACACACGCUGCAACUGUAAUGGAAGCAGCUGCAUCAUGGGAGCGACUGCUACCGGUUCCACGUUGUUCAGCACCUGCAGUGCAGACGAUUUCGAGUCGCUGGUCAUCCGCGGUGGCGGCGUUUGUCUGAGAAACCCGCCCUCCCCCUCGGACGUCAUUGGCGUUAUUGAAUGUGGCAACGGUCGCCUGGAGGAAGGAGAGCAGUGUGACUGUGGCACACCAGAGGAAUGCGACACCCCGUGCUGCGACCCCUCCACAUGCAUGUUCACAAGAGGGUCCAGCUGUGCCAUGGGAGACUGCUGCGAGAACUGUCAGAUCAAAGUCGGUGGAACGCCCUGCAGAGAGUCUGUCAACACCUGCGACCUCCCUGAAUACUGCACUGGCAGGAGUGAAUUUUGCCCCAAUGACUUCUACGUCAUGGAUGGCCUGCCGUGUCAAAACAAUGCGGCAUACUGCUACGAAGGCCGCUGCCAGACGUACGAAUCCCAGUGCCAACAUUUGUUUAUGCGAGAAAGUGCAAGGAAGGCAGAAGAUAUCUGUUUCCAACAUGCAAAUGUUAUAGGAAACCAAUUUGGGAACUGUGGAAUCAACAGUAACGGAGGAUAUGCGAAAUGCACUGUAGCCAAUGCCAUGUGUGGAAAAGUGCAGUGCACCAACGUGGAUGUGAAUAAGCCCCCUCCUGGCUCCAUAGUCAGCAUCCAGAUAGUUUCGGGGGCAACCUGCGUUAAUGCAGACUUCAACCUUGGCCCAGAUGUGCUCGAUCCUGCCUAUGUUAAUCCUGGCAGCCCUUGCGAUGAAGGAAAGACCUGUGUGGACUUUAAGUGUGUGAACGCUUCCGCUCUGCUGCGCACAGACUUAAACUGUGACACUCAGACCACCUGCCACGGCCGAGGGGUAUGUAAUAACAAAGGGAACUGCCACUGUGAAAAUGGAUGGGCCCCGCCCAACUGUGACAGGUCGGGGCGCGGUGGCAGCAUAGACAGUGGUCCUGCUCAGAUAGACUACUCCCUCAGGGACGGCCUGUUGAUCUUCUUUCUGGCGGUGGUUCCUCUCCUGGUGAUUCUUAUCCUGGUGCUCCUCUUCAUCUUUAAAAGAGAUACCUUGAACCCUUGCCUGAGACAAGUAUCUAAGCGCUCAAAUGCACAGUCAAAUGGCAAUGUUCGAACAGGCGGUACUACCCAGCCUACAAUACAGACGCCUCCUCAAAGGCCAGCAUAUCCACCUCCCACAGCAGUUUCAGUUCCUGGUUUAAGAUAUGGAGAACUGGACUAUUGGGACAAUCCAGAAGCAGAAGCUCCUCAGCAGGGUCCCGGAGUGCCCAGAGCAAUCCCGUCCAGACCAAACCCACCCAGACCAAACCCACCCAGACAGCAACCAUCAUGAUUCCAGCUGUAAAUGGCAUAUUUUCAGUUUUUAUAAUGUAUGGAGUUUAGUGCGCCUCAACUCUGUGCAAAAAUGCAGUUUUAAAAUAUAUUAAUAAUAAUAGACUCACUGACACUUGUACAUAGCACCUUUGUAACAUUGACCGUAUGAUUGUGGUGAUGGAUGAGCCUGAAGAAUAUUUAUGUCAGUUUUGAGUUUUUUGAGGUUCUUGUUUCUUACUUAUUGGAAAUACAUGUACACUGAAGGGAAAAAAAAGAAAAGAAAAGAAAAUCAGUAUUUUAAAGGUUUUAUGAAAUGUGAUUUCUUUGGAUAUUAAUUGUAAUAAAAAAUACAUUUGUGUAAAUA